AUGACAGUCUCGUACAAUUUGGACGUCUCGUCGGUGUCGUUUCUCAAUUUUUUCAAGGUCCUGUUUCGCUGGCGCGGCUCAGUCUGGAAAUCAGUGUGGACCGAACUCCUCCUCUGGAUAAUGCUCUACUACAUCGUUUAUUGCACAUAUUGGUAUACAUUAAGCUCAGCGGGACAACAAAUAUUUCGCGAGUUGGUCCAACCAAUCAGCGAUCAUCUUGACCAAUGCGUUCCUCUCACCUUCAUGCUCGCGUUCUUCGUGACAGUGAUCGUCGAUCGCUGGAAGAAUAUAUUUGCGAAUAUUGGAUUCAUCGAGAACACGGCGCUAGCGAUCGCGACACUAAUUCGAGGCGAUUCGCCCGAAAUCGUGCUCUCGCGACGAACAAUCAUUCGAUAUUUGGUGCUUUCUCAGGUUUUAGUGUUUCGCGACAUUUCGCUGAAAGUUCGCCGACGAUUUCCGAACACGGAUUCGAUCAUCAAAGCGGGAUUCAUGCUUGAGCACGAGGCGAUUGAGCUGGACGAGGUCAACUGUGUGUACAACAAGUAUUGGGUGCCGAUCAAUUGGGCGUCGGCGAUUUUGCACAAAAUGUUCGCGGAAGGGAAGAUAACAGCUGCUCCACUAUUCAAUUCGGCAUGGCAGGAGAUCAAAUCAUUCCGUUCAAAUAUGGCCCUUCUUUGCAAUUUCGACUGGGUUCCGAUUCCUCUCGCUUAUCCGCAAGUAAUUUUUGUCGCUGUUCGAUUCUACUUCUUCAUGUGCCUCUUCUCGCGCCAACAUCUUGAUCAUCAAGUCGUCUCGAUCGAUCUCUACUUUCCAUUGCUUACCGUAUUCCAAUUCAUCUUCUUUAUGGGAUGGCUGAAGGUCGCCGAAGGCCUUCUGAAUCCGCUUGGUGAAGACGACGACGAUUUCGAAUGCAAUUUUCUGAUUGACAAAAACAUUGCGACGGGAAUGGCGAUUGUCGACCAAACGUACGAUCAUUUUCCGGAAAUGCGACAAGACAAAUUCGCCGAGCCGGAAUUCUCGCCGUUUUAUCCGGAAAAAGUGAUCAACACCGGAACCGAUCACGCGCUCGUCGGAUCCGCGCAAACGGUCACAUUGGCUGAACCAAAUGAUAAUAUCGACAUGAUGAAGGUCGAUUUGAACUCGCAUCUUGUUAAAGGAAUUGAAAGGAAACCAUCAACGUUCCGACGGUUGAGUAGCGCAUUCGGAGGAAUGAGAGCUCGUUCACAUUCCGUUCAACCGGCGACACCGGUGAAACUUGAGCCGGAAUCACCGUUCUCUCAGUCGCUGUGUCCGCAGAGGCCAUACGGGGCUUUUGAGCUCUCGAAUGGAUUUAAAUCAGCGUUCCAAAACUCGUAUUCUCAAAGCCAUUUGCCGAAACUCGUCGAAGAAGAUGGCAUUUCUGUGAAAAGCCACGUGUUAGACGAUGAGGAACCGCCGAAAAAUAAACCGAGUGUCGAUUCCGAAUUGGGACCAUCGACGCCGUUGCCGUUUGAUUCUCACAUCACCGACGAUCUCAGAAAAAUGAAAUUUUAA
Messenger RNA from Caenorhabditis bovis, 1533 nucleotides. The record is from the annotation of a GenBank genome assembly. NCBI's taxonomy places the organism in Eukaryota, Metazoa, Nematoda, Chromadorea, Rhabditida, Rhabditidae.